CCUGCGCAUGCGCGUUAAUGUCCCGACCAUAGCGUCUGCUUUGUUGGGACCAUCGAUGCUGCUGGGACUGUGAGCGACUCCGCUUUUAUCUGAAGCGAUAAUGGAGUAGAGUUCAUCAUACUUUGUCGACAUCCCAUUUUUAAUUUAAGUUAACAGGCAGCACUUUUUUGUGUGAUCGCGUUGCCGCUGAAGACGACAGAGGCGAGGAGCUCCUGUAUAUAAACAAAACGGCAGUGCGAGCUGCUUUUAAGGUGGCACGUCAUUUGCUGGAACAACAAGAGCUGGCCCGCUUGCUCCAUCGGUGAGCUCGACGUUGAGGGAUCUCGGUGUCCGAGACAUGGACGUCUUCGCUCGGCCUCGUCGGGAGUGAAACUCCUUACCGAGCGAACAUGAAAGAGGAGGGCCGUGUGUUGUCUGGACGGCAGCUCCUGGCGAGUGAAAGAGGGGGUGACUGUCCCUGCCGCUACCCCCGCUUGGCUGAGGAGAGAGGCGAGCUUGUUAGCAAAAAGGGUGAGCGCAGGCCCCCCGGUUCUCUGGCCCGGUCCAAAUAGUGCUUAAACGGACUGUGGUGCAUCAUGGAGACGGUGGGGAGAUUCGAGUUCAGUCGGAAGGACCUGAUAGGACAUGGCGCAUUUGCGGUCGUCUUUAAAGGCAGGAAUCGGGAGAAACAUGACUGGGAGGUGGCAGUCAAAUGCAUCAAUAAGAAAAACCUGGCCAAAUCUCAAACACUGCUGGGGAAGGAGAUUAAAAUACUCAAGGAACUCAAGCAUGAAAACAUUGUCGCAUUACUGGACUUUCAGGAAACUGCAAGCUCAGUGUACCUAGUGAUGGAGUACUGUAACGGCGGUGACCUUGCCGACUACCUACACUCAAAGGGCACGCUGAGCGAGGACACCAUCCGGGUUUUCCUGCAGCAGAUUGCAGGCGCCAUGCGGGUCCUGCAGGCUAAAGGCAUCAUCCACAGGGACCUGAAACCUCAGAACAUCCUGCUCUCCUACUCGCCAGGACGGAAAUCGCACUCCAACAAUACCUGCAUCAAAAUUGCGGACUUUGGGUUUGCCAGGUACCUUCAGAACAACAUGAUGGCAGCAACUCUCUGCGGGUCACCUAUGUACAUGGCACCCGAGGUCAUCAUGUCCCAAAACUACGACGCCAAGGCCGACUUGUGGAGCAUCGGGACCAUCGUGUUCCAGUGCCUGACUGGAAAGGCGCCUUUCCAGGCCAGCAGCCCCCAGGAUCUUAGGAUGUUUUACGAGAAAAACAAGAACCUCAGCCCCAACAUUCCCCGAGAGACUUCCAGCCAUUUGAGGCAUCUGUUACGAGGCCUGCUGCAGCGCAAUCACAAGGACCGCAUGGACUUUGAUGAGUUUUUUUCUCAUCCCUUCUUGGAAGCCACCACCUCGUCCAUAAAAAAGACAACUCCAACAGUGACCAUGACCUGCUUCCCGAGUUCUGCUUCUGCCAGCUCUUGCAGCAGUUCCUCCACCUCGCACCUGGCUUCUCCACCGCAAUCGCUUGGUGAUGCGCCGCAGCAUUUGCGUGCCAAAGCGUUGGCCUCCCCCACCCAGGAGGCCACCGGCUUUCUCAAGGAUUCGUCCGGAGGAGGCGGCAGCAGCAAGAAUUCCUCCUCCUGCGACACGGACGACUUUGUCAUCGUGCCCGCUCACUUCAACACGGCUGAGCUGACGAGCGAGAGCAAAGUGCUGCAGGACAGUCUGAUGAACAGCGGCUCUCUCCUGGCGUCUGGCUUAUGCGCCCAAGCCAAAUCGCCACCGCACUCGCCGUCUUAUAGUGGCUCUCCGAGUCGUGUCAGGCCCGGCGAGUCCUCGGGUAGUAACUAUGCUGGUCCAAGUGGAAACCACGGUCACUCCCUGCCAAUCCCAGUUCCCACUCAGGUGCACAACUACCAGCGCUUGGAGCAGCAUAUUUAUACGGCCAAACAGGAAGGCUCGCCCCGGUUCUCCACCCCGGUGCAUCGUUGCAGCAGCGGAAGUCCGCUGGGCUUUGCGAGGACCGGGCCUUCCCCACCUUACGGAACCGUGGCCACCACCCGAAGGCUCUCAAUGGGCGGAGCGAGACCAUUUCAAUUUUCCCCUCAAGCGGCUCAGCAUGCCGAAUCUAGGCCGACGACUCAGAAACACUCCCCGGUCGCGGCAGGAUUGGGCACGCGCCUCCACAGCGCCCCCUGUCUUUUAGAAUGCACCACCGGCUGCGGCAGACAAAAGAUCCGUAAGCAGCACUCGGACCCGGUGGUGGUCCCGGCUGCCGGCUUGAUGACAGUUCGCCCGCUGCACUCGUCCCCCCGCCUCAGUGAGCUGAUGCAGCGGAGCCCGCUGCCCACCAUCCUGGGCUCCCCCUCGAGGACUAUGCCCCCUUUCGAAUUCCCCAAACAACCCAGCUCUCCAAACCUUGUCAACUUCCUGACGCAGCAGGGUUUGGUAGUGGGCUCGCCUAGCAGCAGGACUGUGCAAAUGGAGCCCAGAGAUGCUGGACAGCUAGCGCCCACGCAGUGCGCUCAGCCUUCACACUGCGUCCACAGGAUGAACGACGACGGCAGGGGAUUUGGAAGAUCUCAGAGCGCCGGCUUCCUGUCCGACAUGUUGCUGAUGGCAGCCUUCGGGACGGGCGGAGCAGUGUGUGACCGAGGCAGCACAGAGAACAUGGCCUGUGAAAAAGCUAUCGACAUAGCAGUGCCCUCAGGUGGUCAUCUGUGUACUGCUCCGGGCUCCUGCAGCCCAGCGCAGGUGGUCUUCACCAUCGGCUCGCCUCCCAGCAGCGGCACCCCGCCACAGGCCUGCAGACAGAGGAAAUACUCAGGCUCGUUCGCAUCGGUCAGCCCGGCAGGCUCCUUCAACAGCCGCCAUCCCCAGACAGCCGCCUGCGGCGACGGCUUUGACCCCUCUUCCAGCCCCCGUUACCACUUCUUCGAUCCCAUCACGGCCAACAUGGGCGGCCGUAUCACCUUCGAGGCCCCCGAGCUGCCUGAGGAGACCCUUAUGGAGCAGGAGCACACCGACACCGUUCAGAGCCUGCGCUUCACGCUGGAUUUCGCUUACUGUCUGAUGGAGGUGGCCGGGGCCCGUGGCAUCGCAUCCACGGGGGGUCCGCCUGAUGCCGCUCAGCCUCACUUACAGCAGCAGAGCCUGGUGGCAGAUCAGAUAAGCUCGCUGAGCCGAGAGUGGAGCCACGCGGAACAGCUGGUCCUGUACCUCAAGACGGCAGAACUCUUGUCUGCCGCCAUACAAACAGCCAUGGAGCGAGUCAAACAAGGCAAACUUUACCCGUCUUCGACGGUCAAACAAGUCGUGAGGAGGCUGAACGACUUGUACAAGUCCAGCGUGGCGUCGUGCCGCUCACUCAGCACACGUCUGGAGUGCUUCUUUUCCAAAAAACACAGACUAAUGGACAAAAUCAGCUCCAUAACGGCUGAGAGGCUGCUCUUUAGCCACGCCGUGCAGAUGGUUCAGUCCGCUGCUCUGGAUGAGAUGUUCCACCAGGGGGAGGCAUCAGUCCACCGCUACCACAAAGCCCUCCUGCUGAUGGAGGGCCUCUCCAUGCUUCUCACCGAACAGGAAGACAUACUCAGCGUGAGCAAAUGUAAAGAGUGUAUCGAGCGGCGCCUCACCGCCUUGCAGUCCGGGCUCUGCGUUUGAGAAAAAAAACGCGUCACCCCCAUCGUUGUCGACAAACUUCAUCUCAGCACAUCACGUCCAGUCAAACAUCGACUUCACCUCCCCGAAAGAAAAAAAAAAAAAAUACAACUCGAGCUGCGGACAUGGGCAUGCCUUUCUGUGAAACUGAUGUCGGUCAAGAUGCACCUCGCUGCAUUCGGACUCGUUUGAGAGACCCCACCUCAGCCCCAAUUGAGGCAACAUGCAGUUAUGGCCAAGUUGUCAUAAAUAUACACACAUAUAUAUAUGUACUCCAGCGUACAUUUUGACGAUGGACAAGUCAAAUGCAGCGGACAACUGAACUGUCUUCACGCUUCACCUUUACAGAAGCUGCACCCCGACACGAAGCUACAGUAGACAAAAAAGCUGGGCGUGGCCAAGUAUCAUCCUCAUCAUCUUAUGUAUGUUCACAUGAUACCACUUUGAGUGCUUGUUUCAAACCCGUUCGUUACUCGCUCGCUUACAUUGUACGAUAACAUUGCGACAAACUGGAGAGGAAUUACCGCCAAGAUGAAUUUAAAAUCCUUUUUAUAAUAUUUUUCCAUUUUAGCUCCCACCGCUCAAUUUGACACUUUACCGACUUGCUUUUCCAUGAAGAAGGCGAUGCAAAAAUAUUUCCAACAUUGCAUCAAAGAGGGUCCAAAAAAAAGGCAGAUGUUAGAAUCUGUGGUUGUCAUUACGCUAACGAAGCUCCGCUAACCGGUGCAUGUUUGUUUGUCUUUGUGUGCAGUUCCUAAAUCAUCCUUAUUUCUUUCUUUGACAUUAUUUGUAUUUUAUCAAUCAUCGUCGUUAAGCAAGUAUAAUCAAAAUGCGGAAUGUAUGGGGACAGGAGAGAAGCCGCGUCGGGCUGCCUGAAUGUUUUUGCACUGUUGAAGUACUGUACAGAGUGGAAGGCGCAACAAACGUCAAAUAUUGUUUCGUUUGUUUGCUUGACUGAUGAGCUCAUUUCGAUUCCUACUGCCGCACACACACACACGUUGCGCGGUUGUAUCAUAGUUACUGUGUGUUUGGUGUGAGCGUGUCCAUUAACGGAGGGAUGCUGCGAACGCAGAGAACGUUUUUCUUUAAGAACAUAACGGAAAAAGCUUUAUGGUGACGAGGGUUUCAAAAAAAAAAAAAGAUAUAUCGCGUUUUCUUUUUUGGGCUUCAGCGUAGUCAAUAGGCGACAAUUCUGUCCUGAAUUUGAAAUGUGUUUGCAGUGCUUAUUUGAAAUAUUUGAUCUGAAUUAUUGCUUGUUUUCUUUUUAAUGAACUCCAGGCGUAACUUUGAAUCCCAAUCAGAUUUUUUAAAAUAAUUUGGAGAUGGUUGAUGUCUGUGUUGCCUGCGUUCAAAGGUGUAUAUUGUUGUAUGCAUGCAAGCAUGUGUGGGGGAGCUUGUGAGAAAUGUUGAACCUGACCUAAUCUCAACUAACCCCCCCCCCCACAUGAAACGAAGGAAUCAGAUCGGUGACGAAGGAGUAGGGCCACAAUCAUGAAAUUGAAACUUGCAAUUUAUUGUAAACAUACAACAUUAAUAUUGUGAUUUUUAAGUUAUAAAGAUGUUCAUAAUUCAAAAAGCUCACGACAGUUUACAAAGAUGACCAGAAUGAAAGCUUUUUCCUUCUCUUGAGGCCUUUUGUCAUAUGAAAAUAUAUAUUGGGUAUAUUUCUUUCCACGAGCAUGUGUCAAAUGAUUGAGUUGUGCAUUCCUAUUUUCGGCUCAUCCCAGCCCUGCUCAGUCAAUAUACAGCAGUGAGUGCAAAUUAUUUUUUUUCUCCCCCCCUACAAUCAUUGCUACUGGCCAUCCCGAUUAUUCGCAACUCUGGUCACCAUGAAGAGAAUGCUUGCAUGCAUUAAGGUAACUUUAUGGCGGGGGGGGGGGGCUCAUGUAUUGUAUUCUGCUGUAAUGUUCUUGAGCAGGAUGUUGACAAGCUGCUAUUAUCGCGGCUGCCGUUCAAAGCAUUCCCAUGAAGCUAAAAUGAAGUGUAACCAUCGUGAAGGUUUGCGCUCUCUUGCAAAGAGUCCAAAAGUUUUGAGUCUGUGUGUAAAAACCAUGCCCGAAUGUUGUCAUUUAUUUGUGUUUAGUGUCACUCAUAGGAAUUGUAAAUUAAGUUAUUGCCGUCAUUGUAUUUAUGGAUCUGCGGGUGCGGAGGGGAACAGUACCACACCAUUUAAUAUUGUCUGUUUUUCCAAAAGGCUUUCUGCUGAACUUGCAGCAAGGCAUUUUCACAUUGUCACAUAUGGCAAGACACUAUCUCAAUGUCCCUGUGUGUAAUAUAACCAUUACUGUUGCAACAUGAAUAAAGUUAAAGGAAUGGA
This is a messenger RNA of Syngnathus typhle (broad-nosed pipefish), 5967 nucleotides long. RefSeq names its product unc-51 like autophagy activating kinase 1 (gene ulk1b). Bases 576 to 3653 code for a protein of 1025 amino acids. The record is from RefSeq and is a predicted model, not a curated record. NCBI's taxonomy places the organism in Eukaryota, Metazoa, Chordata, Actinopteri, Syngnathiformes, Syngnathidae. Gene Ontology annotation, cellular component: autophagosome; cytoplasm. The transcript has 27 exons. Gene Ontology annotation, molecular function: ATP binding; protein serine/threonine kinase activity. Gene Ontology annotation, biological process: autophagy; axon extension; peptidyl-serine phosphorylation.